UUCUAUUAUGGAACUGUCAAUCUUUCUUUUGAGGUCAUAGUUUCAACGCAUACAUUUAAUAAAGGACUAACUUUAUGUAAAUGAACAAUUUUAUUCGUAUUAAAAAUGAGUCUUGUGGCGUAUGACAGCAGCGAUGAAAGUACAGAAGAUGAAGGGUAUAAUUGCGAAAUGGAUAGUGUAAACAAUGCUACAGAGGAAGCUGUAGUUAAACGAACAAAUGACAAAUUGUGCUUGCCUUCUCCAAAAUACGAUCCACUGAUAACAGAGACUGAAAACAAUAAUGUUGACACAGGCAUCUCAUCGGAAAAAAUUCAUUUCGAUAAAUUACCUAAACCUAAAAGCUCGAUUAACGAACCAGAAAAUAUCGUGGAAGAGGACGAUAUCCCUUUUCCGAAGGAAGAAAUCGAAUUAAAAUCCGAAAAAGCAACCAAAAAAGAUCGUGCACCAGUUAGAAUAACAGUUCCUUCUUUAUCUGAUUUUAAAGAUGUUGAAGAAGAGAAUGAAAAGAAAUCUAACAAAAUUAAAGUGUCAAGUAAAGGUACCAAACUUUUUGCACUUCUACCACCACCAAGAGGAUCUGAAAUAAAGAGUAUUAAUAAUUUAAUACCUAAUGUUAUUAGUAAAACAGUAGCAAAAACAAAUCAAAUGAAACUACAAGCAAAUACAGACACAAAAACUUCAGAGACAAAUAAAGUAACAAAGCCUGAAACAAGAAAAAUUUCUAUAGGAAUAAAUUACGACUCAAACUCUGAGGAUGAAGAUGAUAUAAUCACAAGCAGUGGUACUAGUUGUACUACAGAUUUCUUUGCUCUAGCAGAAACUGAAAGUAUUUCAAAUCCUCCUAUAUUGGAUUCCUUACCUAGCAACUCACAUUUAGAAAAGACAUCAAGUAACUUUGAUACAUCAAUGGAGAAUGAUUCAAACACAGGUGGCAGUACACUUAGUAUAGCUGUAAAUGAAGCCUGUACAAAUGGUUCUCAAAAGACAUUAGUGAGUACUGUCAUGAACUUACCAAAAGAAGAGAUUUUGCUAAAAAACAAAGCAGAAAUUGGUCCAAAAUUACCUGUACCUGAACAAGAAUAUAACAUUGAUACAGAAGGAAAUGUAGCCUUUGAUGAUAAAGCUAUUGAAUAUCUUUGUGGGAGAAGGGGAAUAAAGCGAAAAAAUAAAGAAAUUGGAGAAGCCAAUAUUAUUGAAAUUAAUGGUGAAGAUAUUAAACCAGAUGAACGGGAAUGGUUGGUAAAAGCAUUAACAGAAGAGCCAGUACAGAGACCAGUUUCUAUGCAAGGUGGUGGAGUGAAUUCCCAAUCUAAAAAGAAGCAUCAAAUAACAUACUUAGCACAUCAAGCAAAGGCAAUGGAAAUGGAGUUAAAAAAUCAAUGGGCACAAAACAGAAUGACCCGGAAACAGACACAGUCGAAAUAUGGAUUUUAAAUAAAGAUUUGUACAAAAAUAUAUAUAAAUAUAAUAGUCUUUAUUAUUGUAUAAAAGUGAAAAAAUUUACAAAUGAAACAUAUUGCAAAUGUAAUUAACGAUACUGUUAAUGUCUACUGCUCAUACUAAACUUU
Hylaeus volcanicus is the source of this 1568-nucleotide messenger RNA. RefSeq names its product proline-rich protein PRCC. The record is from RefSeq and is a predicted model, not a curated record. NCBI's taxonomy places the organism in Eukaryota, Metazoa, Arthropoda, Insecta, Hymenoptera, Colletidae. Gene Ontology annotation, cellular component: nucleus. The transcript has 3 exons. Bases 106 to 1434 code for a protein of 442 amino acids.